ACACUACGCGGGCUAUUAGGGUCUGGGCGCCUCCUCAAGGCUAGCCAUUUUAAGAAACUAGUACCGCAAACGCCAUGGUACAUGUCGCCGUAUAUUUAACAAUUUUUUAUCAUACCGUACACUCAACUGAUGGUUAGCUAUGGAUUUUUCCCAGAUUGAUAAAGUUCGGUCUCUAAUUGAAGUGGACCAUUGCUACACAUCUUCAAGUAAAAGCAAUUAUGAUAGUGAUAACGAAAUAUUCAACUUGUCACCUUACCAUUCAAAGUAACUUGUUGCUAUUCUCUUUUUUAAAUCUUGAUAGUUUUGAAGUAGAAGAAAGUUGCUUAGAUGUUGGAGGACCUGAUGCUAGGUGUUCAUUUGAAGAGGAAAGAGUUAACCAAAAUCCUUCAUUCAAUAAUUGUUCGUCUGUGCCUGAGUUAUGUCAAACGUUUCCUAGAAGACAACCCAAAGAUGAUAACUAUACGUGGGUUUUGUGUGAAAGAAGGCAUUUGAUGCAGAUUUUAUCAUCUCUGAGAAAAGUUUUAAGAAAUGAAUAUUUUUACAGCCCUCAGUUUCAUGAUAUUAAUCGUCUGAAUAUAUACAAGGAACUCAGUCUUCAUCGUGCUGCCAAUACUCUGAGAAAAAUCUUCGCUGACCUUUUUUGGCACAUAGAAAAAUGUCACAGCAUUCACCUUUGGUGUGUGAAAAAUCUUCCAGAAACUCUGUUACCAAUUUAUUGUUCAGUUUUUUGCAUAUUAUGGAGAAAAAAUAAGGUUAAUCCAUUAUUGAAAGUGCUAAAUGCGACUCUACAAGAACGCUAUGUGAAUGAUGUAGCAGUUAAUCGAUUUUUAUCUGACUUCAGAUCAUCUAUCAAUGACGAAUGCAACGACGGUGUAAAAAAAACUUUGUUGCAGUCUUCUUCACGAUCAAUCAUUACAAAGACUAUACCUACUCAGAUAUCUUUAAAUCGUUCAACAAUUGGCGAUGGAAUAAUUCUAGCAUGUAUGACUUUUCCAGCACCACGUGAUAGUAAACGAUUACAAAAAUUACUCAGUUUACUUGGUGAAAUUGGACAAAUUAAUUUAGAAGAUCAUGAAGAACAAAUAUGUGAUAGUAUGAGACUUCGAUUACGAUUAUUUGUCCGACGUGUUAUUAAUUUACUUGAUGAAUACAAAAAUGAAUCUAUUUAUCUAGUUAGCUUCGGUGUUGGUUCGUUACUUAUGUUAUUAUCUGUUAUACAUAUACUUUCACUGAAUAAUUGUCGUUCAGAAAAUAAUUAUACCAAUCGAACAAGUAUAAAUGGAAUUAUUUGUAUUGGUUUACCAUUAAUUGGUUUAAGAGGUAAACGAGGGGAAUUGAAUGAUCCACUCUUAUCGAUACCAGCUUUACCAAUAUUAUUUAUUGCAGGCGCUAGAAGUCGACUUGGUGGUUAUAAAGAAGCUAUUGAAUUUCGAAAGAGAUUAUUCAAUGCUAGACGAAAACAACGUCAGCUAAUUUCUCAAAUUGAUAAUAAUGACAAUCAUAAUUUAAUUCAUAUGAAUUAUACUAAUCAUUUUCGGCAUAAAAUAAAUGGGUCAUCUAGCAUUACCCCUACUACUACUACUACUGUUGUUCAUGAUGAAUUGAAUUCGAUUUCACCAACUUUUGAUUUAUUAGUUAUUGGAGGCGCCGACCAUUUACUUCGAAUGCAACCAUCUGCAUGUAGGCGUUGGUGUACUACACAAAGUAGAGUAGAUAUUAGAAUGAUGAAUGCUAUUAAAAAAUUUAUAUGUAAAACUAGAAUACAAUCAUUUGAAAAGUUAUCGAUGGACUUAAUGUUAUCCCCAUUAACUCCCAAUGGUAAUAGGUGAUCAUGACUUGAUGUUAUGACGACAAUAAUAACACAUUCAUAAGCAUUGAAUCCAGAUCUUUAUGUUUACUCUACAUUGGAAAAAAUUAAAUACAAUUCCUCAUUUUCUUUUGUAUCAUCAGAGAGUGGAAUUAAUGUAUAGCCAUAUACAAAAUUCUACAUCGUUUUGAUUAGUAUCAAGAUGAUGAUACAUCCUAUCGUACAUAUUUUUUCAAGAAAAAAAAACACCUGAAAUAAUUGAAUUCAAAUGAAGUAAAGAAGUAUUGAAGAUCUGGUUUUUAUUAGACAAUAAAUAAACACUAAGGAGUAUAAUAUUAAUAUUUUUGUAUUUCGAGUUAUUUACAUUGUAAAUUUUUGUAUACAAAUUGUAAAUAAAUAACUUUACUC
This is a messenger RNA of Schistosoma rodhaini, 2215 nucleotides long. NCBI's taxonomy places the organism in Eukaryota, Metazoa, Platyhelminthes, Trematoda, Strigeidida, Schistosomatidae. The record is from the annotation of a GenBank genome assembly.